AAUAGCAAUGACGGACAACGGUUUUGUGAAAGCACAGUCGGAUAAUCUUCCAAAAAUAGAUGCAUUUAUGAUGACCACAUAUUUUGCGUCAAACCCAGAUUUUACAUCUGCUGAGGUUAAAGGAGUAAAAGCUGCAAGGUCUCAACGAGAAUCAUACGGCGAUUCAGCUGUAGGAUAUGUACAAAUUAAACGAGAAGGGAACUUAUGUGUAGUGAAAGCUCGCAUCACACCAGAGCACAAUGUUCGUCAGAAGUCAUAUGCAGUACAAGCUGUAUGUGAUGAAGCUGAAGAAACUGUAAUUUCUGUGGAAUGUCUGGAUUGCGCAGCACACUUAGGAGGAUGUAAACAUGCUAUUGCAUUUUUAGCAUGGCUUCACCGACGUAGUGAAGAUCCUCCAAGUACAAGCAUUGAGUGUUAUUGGAAAAAAUCCAAGCUUUCUUCAGUUGGUACUAGCUUGAAGUUUAUUAAAGCAAAAGAUAUUUGCAAAGCACCUAAACUGAAUCCCGCAUCAAAUUCCUCAAGCACUGGCAAUUUUUUAACAGUGGUAAAAAAUAAUUGUGUGAGUGUUGGUGAUACAAAUAAUCAUCUGAUGAAAUUUUAUCAAUCUCCAAACAAUGCAGAGAGACUGUCGAUCCAUCAUUUAAUUCUUGCAAGCAAGGCUACAAACCCUGUUGAGUUUGUUGAAUAUUGCAAACUGGUAAUGAGUACAGAAGCAUGCGAACAAGCUGAAUUGAUAACUAAAGACCAAAAUGACUGUCCAUUAUGGCAUGAGCUAAGAUAUGGAAGAAUCACAGCUUCUAAGGCAUAUGAGGCUGCACAUUGUAAAGUUCUGGAUGGUUCCUUAACGGAGAACAUAUUGGGAGCAACCAAACUAAAGGACACAGAAGCUAUGAAAAGGGGGCGAUUUUUAGAAAGUCAGGUAUUAAAAGAAGUAGAGAAAAUUAAACAAAUAAAAAUAAAUAAGUGUGGCUUAAAAUUAAAUGCGGCUCAUCCUAUAAUGGGGGCUUCUCCAGAUGGGGAAAGUACUGUGUACAGCAUAGAAAUUAAAUGCCCAGCAUCAGAAAAAGCGUUGAACCGUUAUAUUGACAGCAAUAGUGAAGUGGCUCCAAAAUAUAUGGCCCAACUACAACUUCAGAUGCAUUUUGGAAAUAAAAGUAAGGGUCUUUUUUGUGUUGCUGACAAUAAUUUUGAAACCUCUAAGAAAGUAAAUAUUAUAGAGGUGGAAUAUAAAAAACAACUGUGUGAAACAAUAAUAGAAAAAUGCACACUGUUUUGGCAUCAAGCCAUUUUCCCAAAAAUAGGUAAAUUGUAAAAACUUGUACUUUUACUUUAUCUGAAAUAAAACAAAUGCAUUCUUAA
This is a messenger RNA of Spodoptera frugiperda (fall armyworm), 1359 nucleotides long. RefSeq lists its product as uncharacterized. The transcript is spliced from 3 exons. The record is from RefSeq and is a predicted model, not a curated record. Bases 8 to 1312 code for a protein of 434 amino acids. Lineage: Eukaryota; Metazoa; Arthropoda; Insecta; Lepidoptera; Noctuidae.